GCCGGAAGCCCCUCUCUGGGGGGAAAUGCAGCCUCGGUAGUCAGCCCAGGGAGGCGGCGGCGGUAGCUACCGCCAAGAGCUGAUCGCCUGCUUCCUUGCCGCAUUAGCGCCCGGCCUAGAGUGACACGGAAGGGGGGGGGUCCCCGCUUGCUUGGCGCUUACGGGACGAUCCCGAGAGCUGGGAAUUAAGCCGCUUUUUUGCCCACUUUUUUCUCUUGUAAAAAUUAAGCAUGGGUUUUGUAGUCUUGACCUGAAGCUUCGAGCGUGCCUGGAAGCCAGGGGGAUGGGAGUCAAUUGCACGCGUUCAAGUCAAGAUUGACGGACUGUUGCACGCCCGGAGUCUGCGUGGUAGAUGGGCGGCUGUAUAAAUUUGUCUGCGUAUUUGUCUGUGUGUCUGUGAUAUAUACACUUUUCACCAUGAGUGUGGAUUGGAUUGGCUUUGGUUAUGGGUUGGUCGUGGCUCUUGGUGGUAUCAUAGGAUAUAUUCGCAAAGGAAGUAAAAUCUCAUUGGUUUCUGGCCUUUUCUUUGGCUUGCUGGCUUGUUAUGGAGCAUAUUGGGUAACGCAUGAUCCCAAAGAUGUAAAGAUAUCAUUAUUCACGGCUUUUACACUUACCACUAUAAUGGGAGUGAGGUUUAAAAGGACCAAGAAACUAAUGCCAGCUGGAAUCAUAGCAGGUCUCAGCCUGGUGAUGAUUGUGAGGCUUGUUUUCCGGCUCAUAUGAGAAAAGAGGCACUUUCAGAUAUCCACGGAAUCAUUGAAUUAUGGAUGUCCCUUCUGAAAGAUGAGCCAUUUUGGUUGUGAUUAUGAUGACAUAAAAGCAAGGUUAUUCCUCAUGGACUCAGAAAUCCAUUCAUUCCUUAUGUGUGUGGGAUUGCAUUCUUUAAUGUUUUAAGUAACAUUUGUUUUGAUUUAUGUCUUUUUGAGACCGAUGACUAACUUGGCCUUUUAAUUAUUAUUUUAAUUUGUGGGAUAAAUUUUCGAUGUAUGCUUUAUUCUCCCUGGAAUGAGUAGAAGCCACAGGACUUUUAAAACUCAGGUUUGUUAUAUGUGGUGGCAUCUAAUAAAGUCAUACCUAGUCCUGGAUGAUUAUAAUUUCAUAGUUCAAGAUUUGGAAUAAUACAAAUUUAUGUAUAUGGAUUAUAUUGGGCUUCUAUCUUUGUAAGCCACCCAGAGUCACUGAGAGUGAGUUGGGUGACCAUAUAGAUUUUCAUAAAUAAAUAAAAUAAAUAAACCAACCAACCAAAUAAAUAAAUAUUAUAUUUCAGUUCCAUUAAAAUAUUAAUGAAUUCUGUAUUAAUUUCUUAUAAUGCUAAAAAAUUAGCUCCAAAACAGGUCUUGCUUCUGUCUUGAAAUGCAAACAAAUACCAUAUUAAAAAUAAAAACACUUUUAAUAUUUUG
Molecule: messenger RNA, 1400 nt
Organism: Crotalus tigris (Tiger rattlesnake)
Lineage: Eukaryota; Metazoa; Chordata; Lepidosauria; Squamata; Viperidae
Gene: TMEM14A
Product: transmembrane protein 14A
Exons: 5
Coding region: 418-723 (101 amino acids)
Biological process (GO): regulation of heme biosynthetic process
Cellular component (GO): mitochondrial membrane
Source: RefSeq, a predicted model, not a curated record